Messenger RNA from Drosophila sulfurigaster albostrigata, 2588 nucleotides. Its product is annotated as trypsin alpha-like. Gene Ontology annotation, biological process: proteolysis. NCBI's taxonomy places the organism in Eukaryota, Metazoa, Arthropoda, Insecta, Diptera, Drosophilidae. The record is from RefSeq and is a predicted model, not a curated record. The transcript is spliced from 4 exons. Bases 1 to 786 code for a protein of 261 amino acids. Gene Ontology annotation, molecular function: serine-type endopeptidase activity.
AUGUUUUCCUCAUUAUUACUCCUGCUCUCAGUGGCAACUUUAGGUUGCGCAUUGUACGUGCCGAUCGGAACUGAAUUUCUAUUGGAAAAAGGCCCAAUAAAACGCAUCUAUGGAGGAAAGAACACACCGAUAGAGAAAAUACCUUGGCAAGUGUCGCUGCAAAACAAUGGAUCGCAUGUCUGUGGUGGCGUCAUCUACAGCAAAAACAUUAUUAUAACAGCCGCCCAUUGUGUUGACAAAGAAAAUCCAAGGAUUUUUGAUGUGCGCGUUGGAAGUAGUACAUCUAACAAUGGAGGAUCGGUAAUUAAAGUUGACAAGAUAACCGUGCAUGACAGUUAUACAAGUAGGUCAACAGUGGAGUAUGACAUCGCCCUGCUUUUGUUAAGUUCCCCGCUUGAAAUGGGUCCAGCUGUCAAGGCCAUUCCACUGGCAGAAUCAGUUCCUAAUGACGGAGCUAUUGUGCUUGUCUCUGGCUGGGGGCGAACAGAGACCGAAAAAGUUGCAAAAUAUCUAAAAAGUGUCUAUGUGAACAUUGUAAACCGCGAGGAGUGCGCCACGGCUUAUGAUGACAAACAAAUUCCAAGAGCAACAAUCUGUGCUGCUUCCCCUGGCAAAGAUUCCUGCUCUUGUGAUUCGGGUGGACCAUUGGUUUAUGAGGGUAAACUUUUGGGCAUCGUUUCUUAUGGCAGAGGUUGCGCCGAUCCGGGGCAUCCUGGUGUCUACACAAAUAUUGUGGAACUUCGCAAAUGGAUUAAAGACGAAGCCAAAAAACUAAGCUCAAUCUAAGUUGUGAAUUAAAUUGCAAAAAUUAAAAUACAAACGAGAAUUAAAUUGGCUGCAUAUUUGCAGUUUGUGUAACCAUUGAGUAUAAUAAGUAAAAAUCCUUAGUCGAAAUAUCCUGAAAUAUCCGUUUCAUAAUAUAUUUUCAAUAAAAUGAACACAAUGCGGCAUAAAAAAUGUAAACCGUUAAAAUGUAAGGCCGACUUAUUAAUUUACAUUAGUUGUUUUCAACUGUCGAAGUUACAAUGCCCAUAAAGUUCAGUUAUGAAAUUUCCGAUGUUAAGCAAAAUAAUAAAUCAUGCAAAUAGAUAUUAAAAGAAAGUUCUACUCAAGGGAAUAUUUUAAUGAUGAACCACUGAUGCAAUUUUCAAUUAGCUACUUUAAUAAAAAGUUCAUUUUAUUGGCUAUACGUCAAUUGAGUAACCGCAUUGAAUGAAUAAUAUGUAUGAAUAGUUGGGAAUCAUAUUGAAUUGAAUUAAAAUGCAAAUAUCUCUUGCAAUGAGAGGUAUUGCAGCUACUGCUGCUUCUGUUGAUUCCACUUUCAUCUUCACUCUGACUGUCGAAAUUCAUUUACAAUAAAUGAAGACAGACUGUUGCAUUCGCUGAAUCAAAUAAUCUUUUUUUCCCCAAGAAGAACAGGGCAUGUGAGUUCCCGUUCGUAAGUAGCACUCAGUUUGCUAACCAAUCAAGAAACUUCUCUGACAAUUCUCACUUGAAUUCCAAUGCCGACUAUUCGUGCACAUAUAAAACUGUUGAGCCAUACUAACUUUGUUAAGUGCGAAUUGCAUGAACUGUGCAAGGAAUCAAUGAAGCGCAGAAGUAGAAAUUGAUGCAAAUGCUGUUAAAAUGUGUCACAGAUUCAGGCAUUCAUUUAGCCGAUUGGAUCAAGUAGUUUAAACCAUUUUUACAUAAAAAGCAAGCGCUGCGUCGAGUUUCUGGGACAAUUGUUUACAUUUGUGUAUUGUCGUUCUGUUCUUUUAACUGUUAACAUGUCAAAAUUAAUAAAAAAUUUGUUUUUUCAAAUCACAUAUGCCCAACAAUUAUUGGAUUCAAUUUUUGACUGUACAGUUUGCCAGUAACUGUGCAGAAAAUGCGUAUCCGAUGAGCUCACACUUUGACGCACAACUGCAGACAUGAACACACACAGGCCCACUCACACAAUCACGCCCUGUCGUCAAUCAAUCAAUCAAUCCAUCCAUCAUCAUUGAAUCGGCAACAACAGCAGCAGCAACAGACCAGCAUCAAAAUGGCCAACAAACUUUCAGGAGACCGGAUGCGUCGCGAAUUCCUGCAACACUCGCAACGAGGAGAUGCUAAAAUUGCGCAUUCGCAGCUGGGCGAUUGUCUGCGUGUCCUGGGCCUCAAUCCCAGCGAGGCAAGCAUACGUCAGCACAUCCGACAGUUGCAUGAACAGCACAUCGAGCGCAUAUCCUUUGACGAGUUCAUGUCCAUCUACAAUAGCAUUCAGUCGGAGGACUCCGAUUCUCCAGAGGCCGAACAUUUUAUUGCCGGUCUACGCCUUUUAGAUGAGCAACAUACGGGUUACAUAGCAGCGAGCCGGCUAAGAUACGUUCUGGGCAACUGUGGUGAAUGUCUGACUGAAGCCGAAUUGGACGAGUUGUUGGAUCAUCAUGUCAACGAUCAGGGUUUGGUCGAUUAUGCAGAGCUAGUGCAUGCCCUUAUGGCUGAAAGCUAGAUGGAAACACACAACACACUCACUUCAAUGCUAAACACGAACAUUUUGGAAAUCAAUAAAAAAAAAUAUUGUAUAAUGAAUGACAAAAAAUUCAUUUUAUCACUCUUAUAAA